Messenger RNA from Alosa alosa (allis shad), 2392 nucleotides. It is a transcript of the gene obi1, whose product is annotated as ORC ubiquitin ligase 1. The transcript has 6 exons. Gene Ontology annotation, molecular function: ubiquitin-protein transferase activity. Gene Ontology annotation, biological process: protein monoubiquitination; regulation of DNA replication. NCBI's taxonomy places the organism in Eukaryota, Metazoa, Chordata, Actinopteri, Clupeiformes, Clupeidae. The record is from RefSeq and is a predicted model, not a curated record. The coding region runs from base 151 to 1917 and encodes 588 amino acids.
UGAACGCGGGUUUCAAGCAGUGAAGUUUCACCCUCACGACUUUCCGUACUUAUGUGUGAUGGGAAGCGUGCUUUGUUUGUGUUGGAGGGAUUUUCUAUCGGUCUGUCUGAAACGUGUGUAGCCUACUGCUGGCCGUCGUAGUGGAAUAUCAUGGCGGCGAACUACCAAAACGUCACCAUAUCCUUAACACUGCCGAUUUCUUGUCAGAUUUGCCUCGGAAAGGUUCGUCAGCCAGUGGUGUGCUGCAAUCACCAUGUUUUCUGCUCUAUCUGCAUGGAGGUUUGGCUUAGCAAGGCCAGUCAAUGUCCUACCUGUAGGGUGCCCAUCACCCCUGACAACCCCUGCAAGGAGAUCAUAGGGGCGACAAAUGAGGGUGAUGCUCCUGCAAGCCCAACCAUGAAGAGACGUCUGAGGAAGACCAGAGGAGAACUGCUGCUGAAGGAGUAUGAGGAUGAAAUCGAGAGCCUGGUGAAGGAAAAUGAGGAGUUGCGAAACAAAAACCGUGCCUCUGAGAUGCAACUUGAAACGGUCCUGGAGCCCCGCGCUGUAUCAGUGUCCUGCAGCGAGGACCGGGGCCUCGACCUCACCGAACUGGAGGAAUGGGCCGACAAGCUGCGGGCAGCCACCGACCUCUAUGAGAAGGUCAAACAGGACAUGGAGAAGCUGAAAGAGGCAAACAAAACCUUGCGAGCCCAGAACGUGGACCUUGUCCAGGAGAACAUGCGUCUGAAGGCAGAGGUGGAGAGCCGCUCUCCACAGAAGUACGGCAGAUACACUGUAGCAGCUCUUGAGGCCAAGAUCCAGCAGUAUGAACGUGACGUGGCUCACUUGAAGAGGGCACUGGAGCGGAGCGACUGCUACAUUGAGGAGUUGGAGGCACAGAGAGACCAGGUGGCAAAUGCCAACACAGGCACCACCGAGCCCAAGGAGGAUGCCCACGCUGAGGGCACAUGGGUCGGGGACCUCCAGACGGACCGUCCCCUGGGUGAUCGGAUCACCACCAUGCGGAGGAGCCUGAGUGGAAUGGAGGAAAAGUUGGUGCGCACAGACUUGGACGGGGUGCCGUCUUGGGACCAGGGCCUUCUGCAGACGGCGACAACAAUGUCCGAACAACUGCUCCAGGACGCUGCCACCCCCCACAGAGCCAGGGGGGAGGCCGGAGAGCACACAGACGUCAGCUUGUCCUCGGCCGGCUUUGCCAGCCCAACCACACCCUCCGCAGCUUUCCACAGCCUGAGCCUAAGAAGCCCAUUGGUGCAGAGUGAGGGGAGGGUCAGGCGUGGGUGUGGCCAGGGUCGAGGUCCCCUCUCUUACCUGCGCAGGCUGAGCUUCGAUGGGUGUGGCUCCAGUGAAGCCUCUGCAGCCACUGACCAAAAACCUGUAGCUUCCAAAAAUUACCCAUUGGCAUCACCGUGGGUCACCCAGCAGUCCCUCAGAGGAGCAAAAAACACUGUCGAGUCCUCAGACGUCCCCCACGCCACCACAGGGGUCCUAAGCGCCUCUAGUGAGGCCUGCAUGGAUGCAGCAUAUCAAGAGAAGAUGAGUGAGUUGGACUCCCUGAUCUCUGAUGGCGAAGGCCCAAGUGGAGCUGCUGGAGCUCGCCUGCCUUUGCCCACUGCAGGGCAUAGCAGUGGCCAGGUAACCACUGGCACCACUAAGACUGAACUGGGGUUAUUAGAUAAAACCAGUACCACCGGCACAGAUGCCACCUCAAGGUUGGGGGCAGACGUACAGGAAAGUGGGCAGGGAAUGCUAUAUAGACCCAAGGUGACCCUCAUGACCUCUGUCGGGAUAAGACCAUCAUCAUCAUCAGCAUUGUCAUCAUCAUCAUCAGUGAUUGCAGCCCCAGUGACCAAACGCAGGUGUCCCAGCGACCCUCUUGCCUCCAGUCCAUCCAAGCUGUCCAAAUGCAGCUGAAUGCCCCUCGAUCUUCCCUCAUGACAUCCCGUGGUGAAUGUGAUCAGCUGAUAAAUGACCCAGAUUAAGCCUUUAGGCUUAUGAUCGCACCCAGCCUAUAUCUAGUUUUUAGCAGUCAGUCUGCUUUUAGAGUGACAUUUGAACUUACCUAAGGCUUGGGGGUUUAAAGGUCUUGAGCAGAGAGUGAAUCUUGGCUUUUUAUUAAAGUUACACAAUUUCUUAUAGGCCACUCAGUAUUCUGAUAUUGUGUCCUGGAAGUUGCCUUUAGUCUCCUUUUGCCAAUUAUGAAUGCUUAGCUGAUAGCGUAAAGUGAAUACAGGAUGGUUUUAAAUCAUUUGUUUUGACAAUCUCAAAAAAUGAAAAUAUGUGAUGUUGCAUGUGUGUUUUUUUUUUUUUUUUACAAACUGGAGAUGUUUUUGUACUUCUUUAUUUUCAAGAUUCAGCACCACACUACCCACAUAAUCAUGUCAUUGUA